CAUUAUUAUUAUUGGAUAUCAUAUUAGCAAUCAUUUGGAUAAAUGUUGUUCAAUGUGAUCCACGUGCCAUCAUAUAUAAAGGAAAGGUUAAUAUCGGUCUACUAAUCGGUGCCCAUUCAAGCAGUUCAUCCGAUUCAUUAUGUGAUGUCAUCGAUGUCAGCGGAAUUUACAAUUCAAUGGCCACCGUAUGGACACUUCAUAUGUAUAAUCAACGACAACAACGAGUCAACAGUUUCGAUGAAAUCGGUGUCUUUAUAUACGAUACGUGCGGUUUGGCAGAUGUGGCCCAUCGGCAGUCCGUACGACUCAUAUCGCACUCGUUUUUGCCGACCAAUCGGGUCUGUCGCGAGGCCAAGACUAUGCCGCCACCACUAAUCGGUGUUAUAUAUGAUGGACCAACAUAUGAUAAAUCGCUUGACUUAUUUAAGACAUUCAAUGUUCCCAUCAUAACAACAACAACUACUACCAGUGCUGGUGAAAGACCUCCUAUUGAUGGCAAUUCAUCGAUGGCUAAUGUUUUUACAGUUGCACCACCAAUCAGAUACCUGUCCAAUGCAAUCAUGUCAUUAGUAAAAGAGCUUAACUGGCGGUCGAUGUCAUUGGUUGUGUCCGAUGAAGAGCCAGCCUUUGACAGCCAAUACUUGCACUCAUUGUCACUGAAAAGCUAUAAUGACUUGAAUUUUGUCAAUAAUAAUAAUAAUAAUAAUUUCAAUAAAAUUGAUCGCUCGACAAACACAGAGUUCCCUAAAAAAAGGUAUCGACGAAGAGAUGAACUGUCUGAUGCCAACACCAUAUUUUACUUGAGCUCUGGUGAAGCCAUGAAUCUAUUAAAUAGUUUGAGCAGAAAUAGUGGUUCAGCAGCCGAUAGUAGUCAUUAUCACCAACAACAACAACAACAACAGGCAUCCAAUUACUCUUAUAUAAUUGUCACAAACAAUGACAUAUCAGUCCAAAUAAAGCAAUCGCAGGAACAGCUGCUGAAGCGUAACGAUAAGCUAAGGAAAAACGUUUUCCUGGUAUCGCCUCUAAUGGAAAAGUCAAGUGAAUAUCAUAAUUAUUUCGAAACAAUGGUCAAUAAGAUGGAUCAGAUGAAAGAAGAAAAAGGAGGAGACAGUCAUCAUCAUCGUCAGCAACAGCCGUUAAUCGCUGAAUAUAGAAAAGCCAACCAAUCAUCGACUACUCCUCACGAUUCCCGGAGCGUCUCCGUUAUGGUUAAGGCUGUUUGGGCACUGACCCAGGCUUAUCAGAAUUUAUAUCAAAGACAAUGCACAGGAAAUAAGCUAAACAACUGUCAUCUGUCGACAAAUGCCAAUCUGACGUCAAUGAUGGCCGACAGUCUGACCAACUUGAAUACAGUGGUCACCGACAGUGGUCUCAAAGACAUUAACGGUGUUCGGCUAAGUUUCGAUAACAAUCGUAGUCUGGUUUCCUGGAAAUACCAGAUUAUGAUUGUGGCAUCAAAUUGGCAGACCAUAAGUCUUGGUUUCUAUAGUCUGGACACCGGACUAACUAUUGACUCGAAGUUUAUGCACACAAUACUAGCAAAUCGGAUCAAUAGGGCUCGACUAAGACAUAGAUCUAUGAUUAAGGCUGGCAGAAGCGGCAGCGACGGUAAUGGGCCUACAAAUACAUUGAGCUCAAUGUCGUCAAACCAAUUACCAUUGUAUAGACAGCCAGUUUGGGCCGGUAAUGCUAGCCGUAUAAAUAUAUCGCCGUCGAGUCUAAUGCGGUCAUCAGUUAAAUAUCAUAUGGUCUCGUCAUCGACGACACCAAUUGAGAGGAGAACUUUAGCCGCCGCUGCCGAUGAACAACACUCGCAGCCGCUACUAAAUAACAGUAGUAGUAGUAGUAGUGAUGGUCAACAACAACAACAACAAUCCAGUAGUGGUGCCUCAGAAGACACAACACCAACAAAUCAUGUGACACGCAAGCGGUUUAAUGGAUUGACGGCUUCGUUGGGCACAAUGUGGUCGUCGGUGAUAUUGAGUACAUCCAUACUGGGCAUACUGGUCACACUUUAUGUACAAACAUUUCUAUUGAUGAAAUCGUGCGAAGGAGCCCUAAGAAAAGCCAAUCAGGCACUGGUAACCUGUCAUCUGAUAGCCAUUACCAUCAAUUUUUUGGGAUCUUCACUUUUUGUAUUUUAUCCGACAUCAUUGUUAUGCUGUACCCGACAUACCAUACAUAACAUAUCGCUGACACUACUAUUCGGGUCGCUAUUGAUAAGAGCGAUGUAUAUCAGAGCCCAGAAGUCCAUUGGUUUGGGCGGUCGGACCAGUCGUCUCAAUCAAAUGCUUACAUUAGUCUUUAUUGUCGGCAUUCAGACGGCACUCGAGUAUCAAAAGUGGAAAUAUGAGUUUCUAUUGAUACCCAACGGUGAUGAAAGUUUGGCCAAUUUGGCCAAACUUUGCAUCCAUGACGGACACGAUUUUAUAAGAAGUCAAAUCUAUAUAACGACAAUACUAUCGCUACUAUUGAUAAUGUGUUGGUCGGCCCGAUCGACACCGUUUAACCAGAAAGAUGGCAACCAAUUGAUGAUAGUAUCACUGUUGACGACAAUGGUAUUCAUUGCAUCCAUGGUUAGCAUAAUGAAUAUGGGAAACAAAACUACUGUCAAAUACAUGGAUAUCGUAAUUGCCUUAUCAAUGAAUAUCUAUGGCUUUCUAGUACUAUUGGGUUUGUUUGUACCCUUAUUGCAUACUAUACACAAGUAUGGUAUACUGGUACCAAAAUCGGGAUCGUAUGCCGACUCAUUAUCGACAAUAUUUACCAGUUUCGGGGCACAGGAUCUCAUCACUGAUGGCUGUUCAUCGACGCACAACUCAUCCACCAAACAGUAUAGAGAUUGUCAUAACUCUAAGAUUAGUAAAUCGUUUGAUUUUCAUAACAAUAUCAACAAAAAUAAAAAUAAUGGUAACAACGGAGGAGGAGGUGGUGGCAAUUUUUUUGCUAGAGUUUCGCCCAAUUGUUAUACUACUCCUCCGAUUGUUAGUCCCUAUAAAAUUGUUGCCCGAAAUACUAACUGUUCACUAAUGCAUAAUACACUAUAUGAAGGGGUGCCGGGAUUCAGAUCUGCUUAUCCUUAG
Messenger RNA from Oppia nitens, 3086 nucleotides. RefSeq lists its product as uncharacterized. Lineage: Eukaryota; Metazoa; Arthropoda; Arachnida; Sarcoptiformes; Oppiidae. The transcript has 9 exons. Bases 177 to 3086 code for a protein of 969 amino acids. Gene Ontology annotation, cellular component: membrane. The record is from RefSeq and is a predicted model, not a curated record. Gene Ontology annotation, molecular function: sevenless binding; adenylate cyclase inhibiting G protein-coupled glutamate receptor activity. Gene Ontology annotation, biological process: G protein-coupled receptor signaling pathway; visual perception.